CGCCAUCUUGAGGGAGACCCGAUCGCAGCGUUCGGCUGGCGGCGGCGCCCGACGGCAGUCUCCGGGCACACCAUGAGGGGAUUACUCGCCUGCGUUUAAAACGGAACAGUUACGUUUUUCCUUUUAGUUUUUCUUUUCUUUUUUUAAAAAAAUUCUCUGUCCAGAGGAAGCGAGGCACCGCACGGUGGCAGCUCUGCGCCACACACAGGCCGCGAUUUCAUCAGAAAGUCGCGCGGCUGCGCUGUAGCCCGAUGGCCGGUUAGCCGCUCUCUGGACUCCACCGCGGCCUGCUCGGGCGGAGGAAGGGUGGUGACGGAGCAAAAUGCUCCACCGUUGACUCCCAUCAACGCAGCCAGCCCACAGACGCACCGAGAGUCGGUCCACGAUGCACUUAGCGAGCUUUCCACGCUCGUAACGUCUCCGUUUUACACAUUUAGAUAGUUUUUUCCUUGUUUCCGUUGUUUUUAUUUUUUAUUUUGAAAUUGUUUUUGAGAGCGCCGUCUGAACGCAGACAUGUCAGCCAACUGCACCAGCGCAGCGGCCGCCAGCGCCAGCAAAACCAAGACGAAAAAGAAGCAUUUUAUAGGGCAGAAAGUGAAGUUAUUCCGCGCGAGCGAGCCCAUCCUCAGCGUUUUGAUGUGGGGAGUCAACCACACGGUCAACGAGUUAAGUAAUGUGCCUGUACCGGUUAUGUUGAUGCCAGACGACUUUAAAGCUUACAGUAAGAUCAAAGUGGACAACCACCUAUUUAACAAAGAGAACCUGCCGAGUCGCUUCAAGUUCAAAGAGUACUGUCCCAUGGUGUUCAGGAACCUGAGGGAACGCUUCGGCAUCGACGACCAGGACUACCAGAACUCUCUCACCAGGAGCGCCCCGCUCAACAGCGACUCCCAGGGUCGCUUCGGCAACCGCUUCCUGUGCAGCUACGACCAUCGCUUCGUAAUCAAAACCAUUUCUAGCGAAGACAUCGCAGAGAUGCACAGCAUCCUGAAGAAGUAUCACCAGUUCAUCGUGGAGUGUCAUGGCAACACGCUGCUGCCUCAGUUCCUGGGCAUGUACAGGCUAACGGUGGACGGCGUGGAGACGUACAUGGUGGUGACCCGGAAUGUAUUCAGCCAUCGGCUCACUGUGCACCGCAAGUACGACCUGAAGGGAUCGACCGUCUCCAGGGAGGCCAGCGACAAGGAAAAGGCGAAAGAACUUCCCACUUUUAAAGACAAUGACUUCCUGAAUGAAGGCCAGAAGCUGCAGAUUGGAGACGACAACAAGAAGUACUUUUUGGAGAAGUUAAAACGAGAUGUGGAGUUCUUGGCCACGCUGAAGAUCAUGGACUACAGCCUGCUGGUGGGGAUCCACGACGUGGAGCGCGCCGAGCAGGAGGAGAUGGACGUGGAAGGGACGGGGGAGGAGGAGGAGUACGAGAACGACGGCAUGGGCGGAGGCGCGCUGACGGGCUCCUUCGGCACGCCCCCCGACAGUCCGGGAAACCCCCUCAACUGCGGCGGGUUCUUCGGCCCCGGGGAGUUUGACCCCUCCGUGGACGUUUACGCAAUCAAGAGCCGCGACGGUGCUGUGAAGAAGGAGGUUUACUUCAUGGCGAUCAUUGACAUCCUCACACACUACGACGCUAAGAAAAAAGCUGCACAUGCUGCCAAAACUGUGAAACACGGGGCGGGGGCCGAGAUCUCCACGGUGAAUCCAGAGCAGUACUCCAAACGGUUCUACGAGUUCAUGUCCAACAUCUUGUCUUAAACUCAUCUUCCAGUCGUAGGUCUGCCUAACCCCCCAACCGUCAGUGUAGGUCCAACCCCCCCACGCCCAGCUCCGACCCGGCGGGACGGGUCCGUCACACCUGUUACACUCCUCCUUCUCCUCGUUUCUCUUCGCACCGGCACGAAAACUGUCCCACUAAUGCCUUGAAGGAGCUUCAGCACUUACCGGUCGGUGGGCGGAGAGUUUCGCCGCAGACGGUCGGGUUGCAUGACUAAACUCCUCGACAGAUUCCCUUCAGAAAGGAAAAAAAAAACAAAACCCACACCUACUUCUGACGAAUUGGAGCAAACAGCGUAGAAACGACAGCAGUCUGAAAAUGCAUGGCUGAUGUGAACGCCAACAUCCGAACCGCACAACCCGGAGCGCCGCCACCAGAAACACACAAAAAGACAAAAAAAUCGGUGUUUGAAUGUUACGUUGCCAUAUUUGUUUCUGAAUAUGUUUCAAAUUUUAACCGUGAGCUUGGUGAAGGUCAAACUCUGGAAAAAACCACCAACCAUCCACGUGAAAAAAGGGGAAUUCUGCAGCGAGUUCUUGUUUUAUUACCAUAAGGAUCAUUUUUAUAUCUUGUUUACAUUAAUGUAGCAAUUUUGUGUUUGUAUACAGUAUUGUUUUGUUACCGACAGACAUUAGAAAAAAAGGUUACUUGAAAACGACUCAUUGCAUAUUAAAGGGAGUUUUAUCUUGCUUCUGUCA
Oryzias latipes (Japanese medaka) is the source of this 2469-nucleotide messenger RNA. Its product is annotated as phosphatidylinositol 5-phosphate 4-kinase type-2 beta. NCBI's taxonomy places the organism in Eukaryota, Metazoa, Chordata, Actinopteri, Beloniformes, Adrianichthyidae. The record is from RefSeq and is a predicted model, not a curated record. Gene Ontology annotation, cellular component: plasma membrane. Gene Ontology annotation, molecular function: 1-phosphatidylinositol-4-phosphate 5-kinase activity; 1-phosphatidylinositol-5-phosphate 4-kinase activity. Gene Ontology annotation, biological process: phosphatidylinositol phosphate biosynthetic process.